CAUCCCCCCGUCCGCUCCCAGCGAGUCCAAUGUCAACUCUGAAGAACGCUCUCCCCGACAGCCAGAUUCCUACCGAAGCCCUGGCAGAAACAAGUCGCGCGAUCGACAUAAUAAUAAUAAUUCGAAUGGCCCUUCCACCAGCAAGUCUCCCAGCGGAAAUGCCAGAAUCUGCAGAGUCUGUGGUGAGCCUCUGCUGGGACAGUUUGUCCGUGCCUUGGGAGGUACAUUCCAUCUCGAAUGUUUCCAGUGUAAAGUAUGUCGUUUCUUCCCCCAUUACCAAUCUCAUAAUACAACACUCUAACGUGAAUGAAAAAAAAUAAAGGACUGUGGAGAGAUUGUCGCAUCGAAGUUCUUCCCCGUCGACUCUGAAGAUGGCAAUUCCCAACAUCCGCUUUGUGAACGAGACUACUUCCGACGACUAAACUUAUUGUGUUUCGAGUGCGGAGGCGCUCUCAGAGGAUCCUACAUCACGGCUUUGGACCACAAAUAUCACAUUGAGCAUUUCACCUGCUCCGUCUGCCCUACCGUCUUUGGAGCUCAGGACAGUUAUUACGAGCACGAGGGCAAGGUAUACUGCCAUUACCACUACUCGACCCAAUUCGCUCAGCGAUGCAAUGGCUGCCAAACCGCAAUCCUAAAACAGUUUGUUGAGAUCUUCCGAAACGGCCAGAACCAGCAUUGGCAUCCUGAAUGUUACAUGAUACAUAAAUUCUGGAACGUGCGCCUCUCUCCAAGUGGGAAGACAUUCGAACCGCCAGAGAUUGACCGCGAUGUCAGCAAUGAGGAACGAGACCAGAUCCGUGACGAGGAAGAAAAGAUGGAAGAAAAGGUCUACCGUAUCUGGAGCGUGCUUUCUGCAUUUGAAGAGUCUUCUGCCGCGUGCAUUUCCGAUAUGUUGCUGCAUGUUAGCAAUGGUGCAUACAUCGAUGGCGUUGUUGUUGCGAAAAAGUUCAUUUUCCACGUCGAGGUCCUCUUCAAGGGUACGGACCAGCUUGCAUCUCAAAUUUCUGCACUUGGCGUAAAAGGUAAGUCAUCUAAUAUCUCUCCUCCUUUUCCCCAAACAAUUGCUUAUGCUUAUAACUGGGAAUAGAAAUGGCAUAUGGCAGAGAAGCAAAACUGCUUUGCAAGAAAGUUGUCUCUUUCUUUUCAUUACUUUCAAAGACACAAGAGACCGGAGUUCGGAAGCUUGGAGUGACACAGGAGCUCCUCGCCCUUGUUACUGGGCUGGCGCAUUAUUUAAAACUCCUCAUCCGCAUUGGCUUGCAGGGCUCUCUUAGAUUAGAGCGUGAAACAAAGACCCCAGAUGCCCUCUAUGCUUUCCUAGACCUCACUGCAGAUCUUGAGGAAGUAAACACUAUCACAGCCAGUGAUCUAAAUGCUGAUACCUCACAGCUAGCUCACUCUCAGUCUGACUGCUGCGCUGCGUGCACUGAACCAAUUGACGAUGAGUGUAUUGUCUUGGGCCGGAGACAAUGGCAUAAGAAGCCGCCGCACCUUGUCUGCGGCGCGUGCCAGGAUGACCUAACACAUGACCUGGAACGCGCAAGAUGGAGUGAGAAGAAUGACCGACCAUUCUGCCAAAACUGUGCUGUACAGAGAGGACAUGAUCCCCAGGCCAUUUCUGGAUUUGAAAACGUUACCAAACUACAGCAAUACGUCUUCCUGCUUCGAGUGGCUCUUGCUAGACUCCUUUCUGUCUUACGAUCUGGUGGUACUCUGCCACAUACAUCGGAUGACCCCAACUUGAAGGAAUACGAGGCAAAUGAUGGCCACCGUAUUCCUCCACAGGCUGAUCCCCAUCUGCCACCUCAGCGUCCAAGUACUCGCUCAAUGUCCUACACUGGCGAGCAAAAGGAAGAGAAGGCGCCUUCAUCCCUUGAGCAGACAGUCGGUGAAAUGAGAAGACUCCGAUCUACUAGGAAUGAGCGGGCCAUUUCCACAACUUUCAAGAAAGCUCGAACUUCGCGCAUAAUCUCUGGCCCUGAGAGCAGCAGUGUCCAACCAGGUGCUCCUGGAGGUGCCAACAAUGGUCAGAACCAGAACUUCCAAAUCGUCGAAGAACGGGACGCUGAUGGCGAGCCUGUUGCUGACCUUACCUUUGGAAACCAAGAUGCUCUCACUUUGGACGAUAUUCCAAGAAUUGUUGCUGCCGAGCAGGCCAAAGAGCAGCGUCCUAACGCGUAUAAGCAUGCUGGUGGUAAUCUCAUUGGAAGCGGCGGCCCAGCUGCUAAGCUUGUCAAUGGCCAUCAACGAGGAGUAUCCGUUGACCAGCUGGGUGCCAUGGAACGACCUAGAGCUAAGAAAUAUUUCUCAGAGUUAUCUGCUCUAGAAUACUUCAUUGUUCGACACGUUGCUGUCCUUUCCAUGGAGCCCUUGCUGGAAGGAAGCUUCAAUCUCGAAGAACUCCUUGGUCUCAUCGAGCCUCGCAAGCCAACUAUCUGGAACAUCUUUAACCGUGCUUUCAAGAACGAUCCUCGCAAGGUUGGCAAAAAGAAGGGCGUUUUCGGCGUAGCCUUGGAAGUCAUCGUUGAAAGAGAUGGAACAGAAUCAACCCACGGAGUUGGCCCUGGCACAUUGCGAAUUCCAACCUUUAUCGACGAUGCGAUUUCCGCCAUGCGGCAGAUGGAUAUGUCUGUUGAAGGUGUCUUCCGUAAGAACGGAAACAUUAAACGACUCAGAGAAACCGCUGAGCUUAUUGACACCAAGUACGAGGCUGCUGAGUUGGACAAAGAGUCCGCCGUUCAAGUUGCGGCUUUGAUGAAGAAGUUCCUUCGAGAGAUGCCUGAUCCUCUCCUUACCUUUAAGCUUCAUAGCUUGUUUGUUAUUGCACAAAGUAAGUUCAUUUUCGUCCAAUGCCAUUUUUUAACCAGGAAAGACGUAAUGGCUAAUUUAAAAUAACUGUAGAAAUCGCUGAUCCAGUAAAGCGCAAGCGAGUUCUUCAUCUGACUUGUUGCUUACUUCCAAAGUCACACAGAGACACUAUGGAAGUAUUGUUUUCAUUCCUUAACUGGGCUUCUUCGUUCUGCCAUGUUGAUGAUGAGACCGGUAGUAAGAUGGAUAUUCAUAAUCUUGCUACCGUUAUGACCCCGAAUAUACUCUACUCUAAUGCAAAGGUUGCUGGUGUUGACGACAGUUUCUUGGCUAUUGAAGCUGUCACCUCCUUAAUUGAAAAUAAUGAUACAAUGUGUGAGGUACGUAUCGCGUCAUAUCCCAACCACAUCUCCGUAUUGUCAUGCUAAUGUGACCAUUGUAAUAGGUUCCGGAAGACCUUCUGUCUAUCCUAACCGAUUCGACGCUCUUCAACGGCAGUGCUGAAAUCACUACCAAAGAAAUCCUCAAGCGUUAUGGGGCCUUGGGCAAACUUCCUGUGCCCCAGAGGGCCCCGACAGUCGCGGAAACCAUUCCUGUGCGUUCUGGCUCUUCGAAAGGAAAUAAUUCUCCUAUUGCCGCGCGUAUUGACACCGAUCCGUCUCAAGCUACAGCAUGGCAGAUGCAGAGUUCUGUGAGGCACGUCCACGGGCCUCAGGAUCCUAACGCUCCCUUCCCUCCACAACCAAUCCGAACUAAUACCGGCGACAGCAACCAAGGACAAGGUCAGAGCCAGGGCCAGGGAUACGGCGGAGUUCCACCACAAAAACCCCAACACCAGCAACACCUGACACAACCACCAAUGGCAUACCGUGGCCGCCCUCCUGCCAUCUAAGUGAUGUUUUCUACACGUU
Messenger RNA from Trichophyton rubrum CBS 118892, 3722 nucleotides. RefSeq lists its product as uncharacterized. The coding region runs from base 1093 to 2898 and encodes 601 amino acids. The record is from RefSeq and is a predicted model, not a curated record. The transcript is spliced from 2 exons. Gene Ontology annotation, molecular function: GTPase activator activity. Gene Ontology annotation, cellular component: cytoplasm. Gene Ontology annotation, biological process: small GTPase-mediated signal transduction; actin cytoskeleton organization. NCBI's taxonomy places the organism in Eukaryota, Fungi, Ascomycota, Eurotiomycetes, Onygenales, Arthrodermataceae.